GUCAAUUUGUAUACUUGUCGCUCGAAUAACGGCUCUUCCCAUUUGCCAUACUCAAUGAGAAAAUAAUUGUAUAAAAUGGAGCUGCGUAGCAAAUUUAAUAAAUUGAAAGAGCUGCUAAUCAGCGCAGGCGUAUAUGAAGAUGGCAUGGAAGUUGAAGAGAUGCGUCAAAUGGCACAGGCUAUGGAAAUGUCUGUCUCAUCGUACAAUGGCGUGGAAUAUUCGAAUCUCGAGCGGGCGCUCCUGGAGAGCGAAAUUGAUUUCCAAAUGAUGGUGAACUCCACGAUGAUCGUGCAACCGGCCACGCCCACGCCCUCCAUCGAUGUGUUCAUCGAAGCGGGCAGCUUUGAACGCGACUGCGAGAGCCCUCCGAGCAAUCCCAUACACCUUCAGGUGCAGGCUGUGGUGCAUCACGAGCUCAACUGGAGUCCGACUCUUGUGAGAUCACACAAGCGGGAAACCAACGAACCGGACUGUGGCCUGUACACCAAACGUGCCUGCCAGACUAUGGAUGCUGAAGCGGACUCGGAGUCAUCAAAUGUCACGCCCAUAUCAAUAACCAGCGCCGACUCGGGCGUUAGCUGCGAAGAAACGGGCACGCUGUCCAGCUUCAGUGAGAGCUCCACAUUGCCCUCAAUUGGCGAAAUGCCAAGCCGCCUGCUAAUCAGCACCAGCAGUGCCGUCGUUUCAGAUUUGUCCAGCCUGCCCGUCAUAAGCCCCUAAUUUAUGAACUAACUGCAAUUGUCAAUCGUUUGCUCAACGAUGCCAAAGGAUGUGCCUUAAUUCAGCUGUGCAUGUAAAUGAUAU
Messenger RNA from Drosophila hydei, 804 nucleotides. RefSeq lists its product as uncharacterized. The record is from RefSeq and is a predicted model, not a curated record. Lineage: Eukaryota; Metazoa; Arthropoda; Insecta; Diptera; Drosophilidae. The transcript is spliced from 2 exons. Bases 76 to 720 code for a protein of 214 amino acids.